AUUUUCAUACAUGUAGCUAACAUCCUGGCUGGGCGUUAUUAAGUAUAUCCUGUUUUCCUCUUAAAACAAUAUCUGGUAAAGGGGAUUAAGCAAACAAAGUGUUACAAAUCUCAGGAUCACUAAAUCCGCGGCCUCGGUUCCUAUUGGUGCAAUCUUCCACGCCUCUCUUCUCAAAGCCAAUCAGCUGUGUCCCCAGAGCGCGUUCCCACAGUUCACCUCUGCAACGCCGCUACCCUGUUUAGGAAGGGAUCCCAGAGUUACUCCCAUCCCUCCCGGUUGAGGGUUGGGAGGUGCAUCCGAGGUAGAAAAUGUUGAGUUCCGUUCCGAGUUCAAGGACCUAGUCUGCUCUUAACCAUUUUACAGAGGGGGAAACCGAAGCGCAAAGCAGGAAGCGUGUGGCACAAGAACUGUUCAGACUGCCGCGGCGCCGUCACUGCGCAGGCUCCAGGCUAGUCAACCGAGAAGGCGGAAGAGCCGGGUCCCCGCGGCUCAGCCAGCGUCGCGGGCCAUUGACAGGACGGAGCGGGUCGCUUCUCGGAUUCUCACGAGCUGUCAGAGUUGGUAUACUCUGCCUCUAACCUGCUUGUGCUGCUCAACGACGGGAUCCUUCGGAAGGAACUCCGGAAAAAGUUGCCUGUGUCGCUGUCCCAGCAGAAGCUGCUGACAUGGCUGAGCGUGCUGGAAUGUGUGGAGGUGUUCAUGGAGAUGGGGGCCGCCAAGGUUUGGGGCGAAGUGGGCCAUUGGCUCAUCGUUGCCCUCAUCCAGCUGGCCAAGGCUGUCCUCCGGAUGUUCCUGCUGAUCUGGUUCAAGGCUGGCAUCCAGACCUCACCCCCCAUUGUUCCACUGGACAGGGAGGCCCAGGCACAGCCCUCGGGCAAGUGCUCUACCACUGAGCUACAUCCCCAAGAACUUGGAACUUGUGGUACCAAAGUCCUCAUUCUGUCUUGUGUGCUGCAGGAAGAGGGGACAGAACAUCAGCACAAGGCUGUGCUGGAAGUGUAUCCCUCAUACAGUAUGGCUUGUCUAUCCCUGCUAGAUGGCAACCACAGCCUGGGCAGCCAGGAGCAGUCAUAUGUGGGGAAGCGAUCAAACAGAGUUGUGCGAACCCUCCAGAACAGUCCGUCCAUACACUCGAGGCACUGGGGAGCCCCCCAACAGCGGGAAGGACGUCAGAAACAACAGCAGGAGGAGCUGAGAACACCCCCAACACCCCUGGGGCUGCAGGAGACCAUUGCAGAGUCUUUGUACAUCACCCGGCCACUGUUGCAUUUGCUCAGCUUGGGCUUGUGGGGUCAGCAGUCAUGGACACCCUGGCUGCUCGCCGGUGUGGUGGACGUGACUAGCCUGAGCCUCCUGAGUGACAGGAAGGGCCUGACCCGGAGGGAGCGGCUGGAGUUGCGGCGCCGCACCAUCAUGUUACUCUACUACCUGCUGCGUUCCCCAUUCUACGACCGCUUCUCUGAAGCCAAGAUCCUCUUCCUACUCCAGCUGUUGACGGACCACAUCCCUGGUGUAGGCCUAGUGGCGAGGCCACUCAUGGAUUACCUACCCUCCUGGCAGAAAAUUUAUUUCUACAAUUGGGGCUGACAGACAUCUGGGAGUGGGUGCCAAGCCAGGCAGGUGGCAAGCUCUGCUACUCUGGGCAGGGCCUGCCUCCGCCCUCUAGUCCCCCAGGCCAGUCUUCCCUAAUAAAACUGACUCUGGCAGCAGCCCA
Messenger RNA from Nannospalax galili (Upper Galilee mountains blind mole rat), 1714 nucleotides. It is a transcript of the gene Pex16, whose product is annotated as peroxisomal biogenesis factor 16. NCBI's taxonomy places the organism in Eukaryota, Metazoa, Chordata, Mammalia, Rodentia, Spalacidae. Gene Ontology annotation, cellular component: peroxisomal membrane. Gene Ontology annotation, biological process: peroxisome organization. The coding region runs from base 700 to 1587 and encodes 295 amino acids. The record is from RefSeq and is a predicted model, not a curated record. The transcript has 13 exons.